AGUCAGGUUGAGUUUCGGAGUUUCAUCUUCCUUUGUCUUUCUUUCUUUUGUCUCAAUACGGACAAAAACUAGAGAGAGAGAGAGAGAGAGAGAGAGAUCGCGUGCUGUUUGAGUAUCACAUCUAAUCCAGGAUUCUUUACUCUCUGCAGCUUUUCCACGACGGUUGACCUAAUUCAUCGUCACACCCAAUUGAAUUAGAGAGAGAGCGAGAGAGAGAGAGAGAGAGAGAGAGAGAGAGAGAGAGAGAGUUAGCUAAGAUGGGAAACUCGUUUGGUUGUUCUGCGUCGGGAGAGAGAUUGGUAUCAGCGGCGAGAGAUGGUGAUUACGUGGAAGCGAAGAUGCUGCUCGAUUGCAAUCCUUGCCUCGCAAAGUACUCUACCUUCGGCGGUCUCAAUUCUCCGUUGCAUUUCGCCGCCGCUAAAGGCCACAACGAGAUCGUGGGGUUGUUGCUGGAGAAAGGAGCUGAUGUGAACUCCAGAAACUAUUGCGGCCAGACGGCAUUGAUGCAAGCUUGUAGAUACGGACAUUGGGAAGUUGUGCAAACUCUUCUUCUUUUUCGUUGCAAUGUUACAAGAGCUGAUUAUUUAGCUGGAAGAACAGCGCUUCAUUUCGCUGCUGUCAACGGUCACGCCAGGUGUAUUAGACUGGUUUUGGCAGACUUUGUACCUAGUGAGCAACGAAACCCUCUUCCUGAGUCUGGUGUGGUGGUCACACCUAGGAACAAAUCCGAACAAAGUGCGUUGUCUAAAUUUGUGAAUAAGGCGGCUGACGGUGGAAUCACAGCUCUUCACAUGGCUGCCUUAAACGGAUUGUUUGACUGCGUGCAGCUUUUGCUUGAUCUUGAAGCUAAUGUCUCCGCUGUGACGUUUCAUUAUGGAACAUCGAUGGAUAUGAUUGGAGCAGGAAGCACGCCGUUGCACUAUGCCGCUUGUGGUGGGAAUCUGAAAUGUUGUCAGAUUCUCCUUGCAAGAGGUGCAAGAAAGAUGACAUUGAACUGUAAUGGGUGGCUACCAAUUGACAUAGCAAGGAUGUGGAGUCGUCACUGGUUAGAACCUUUGCUUUCACCAAACUCUGAUGUCGUCAUUCCACUCUUCCCUCGUUCCAGCUACUUAUCAUUGCCUCUUUUAAGUAUACUCAACAUCGCAAGAGAGUUUGGGUUGCAGUCAACAACCAUCUCAGAUGAGGUUGAUAUCUGUGCGGUUUGCCUGGAGAGAACAUGCACUGUUGCUGCUGAAGGUUGUGAGCAUCAGCUAUGUGUGAGAUGCGCGUUAUAUCUUUGCUCAUCGAGCAAUGUUCCUUCCGUGACAGUUGAUCCUCCCGGUUCGAUUCCAUGUCCUCUUUGCAGACACGGAAUAGUAUCUUUCAAACGGCUCCCAAGCUCAUUAACCAAAGAACUUAAGUUACCUAUGUCGCUUGGCUUCUGUGCGCCGUGUAUGCUCCACACUGGAGACGCAAGAGAUCAGUCCUCACCGACAACAGAACAGCAGCAGCAGCGUAGUAGCAAGACUCGAGCAGCCUCGGUUUCAUCUGAUAUGUUCUGUCCGGUGACGUGUAGUCCAUUCCCUUCAGUCAACAUUCCAUUGUGCACGUGCAGCGAUGGAACGUGUCCGAACUUUGAGACGCAUGGAGCAGAGAGAGAUGGUGAAGAACACGACGAGUCUUCUCCUCCUCCUCGGGUGGCGACUGAGCAGGAGAAGGUGGAUGAAGGGCAGAGACUUGGGAAGACAACAACUUGCUCGAGCAUGUUUUGGGGAAGAAGAAGCUGUAGCAGAGAGAACCAAUGCAACUCAGAGAUCAAUGCCUGAUCACAAACAUUUCUAUGUACAGUGAGAAAGAGAGGAUUGAUGUAUUAUUAUUAUUUUUUUAAAUUGAGGUGAGCCAUACAGUCUUUUCUUGUAUUUGUUUCUACUUUUGAGAGGGUUCAUAUAUAAAUUAUGGUGGAAGAUUUGUAAUUAUCAUCAUAGUGAUGGGGUCAUUUGCAAAAUCUUUGUACUUUCUUAUUGUAAUGGAUCUCUUGUUUGUAGCAUGUGUUGAAACAUUUGAGACUU
Molecule: messenger RNA, 2048 nt
Organism: Brassica rapa (field mustard)
Lineage: Eukaryota; Viridiplantae; Streptophyta; Magnoliopsida; Brassicales; Brassicaceae
Product: E3 ubiquitin-protein ligase XBAT33
Molecular function (GO): protein binding
Source: RefSeq, a predicted model, not a curated record